Messenger RNA from Corvus hawaiiensis (hawaiian crow), 8195 nucleotides. RefSeq names its product CD109 molecule (gene CD109). The transcript is spliced from 33 exons. NCBI's taxonomy places the organism in Eukaryota, Metazoa, Chordata, Aves, Passeriformes, Corvidae. Gene Ontology annotation, molecular function: endopeptidase inhibitor activity. Gene Ontology annotation, cellular component: extracellular region. Bases 18 to 4358 code for a protein of 1446 amino acids. The record is from RefSeq and is a predicted model, not a curated record.
AGCGCGCACGGAGAGCCAUGGCGCGGUCCCGCGGCGAUGUCCGCUUCUUCCUCCUCCUCCUCCUCUGCAGCUCCGCGGCGGCCGGACCUACGUUCCUUGUGGCAGUUCCCUGGAACAUCAGGCCUGGAGCAAACCUUACUGUUGGGGUAGCUCUGCUGCCGGACAGCCCAGCACAGGUCACCGUAAAGGGAGAAGUGAUCAGAGAUAACGAGACUAUCUUGAGCAGGGAAAUGGUCUUCGAGAAAGAUACCUUUGGGACUCUUGUUCUUCCAGUACUGCCUCUGAACAGUGCUUCUGGGAAUUACGAAUUACUGGUGGAAGGCCAUGCUGAUGGCCGGCGCAUCUUCUCUAACCGGACCAGCUUGAUGUACAUGUCAAAGAGCACCUCUGUAUUCAUCCAGACUGAUAAAUCUAUGUAUAAACCAGGACAAGAUGUGCUCUUCCGGAUUGUCACUGUCUACCCUGAUCUUAAACCUUACAAGGUGUCUCUGAAUAUAUAUAUCCGAGAUCCUCGGAGGAAAUUGAUUCAGCAGUGGUUGAUGGAGGAGGGUGAUUUGGGUGUAGUUUCCAAAAAAUUUCAGUUAUCAAUGAACCCUCCACUGGGAGACUGGUCCAUAGAGGUUGAAGUGAACGGUCAAGUUCAUUAUCAAAGAUUUAAAGUGAUGGAAUAUGUUUUACCAAAAUUUGAUGUCAUGAUAACAACACCCUUAUACUACUCUUUGAGAGAUGAAGAUGUAACUGGUGUUGUCUCUGCAAGGUACACGUAUGGAAAGCCAGUAAAGGGAACUGUAACAGUCACUUGCCUUUCUGUCUCUUACUGGACAAACAAGAGAAAUAUAACAAUAACAAUGGAGAUAAAUGGAUCUGUGAAUGUAACCUGUAACAAGCUUAUGUUGCAAAACUUGAAUGCUGAGCAGUCGUGGCACCAAGGUGACAGCGAUUACAUAGAGCCGAUAGAAAUGAUCGCAGUGGUGACUGAGUCACUCACAGGAAUCUCCCAAAAUUCAAGUACCAUCAUAUUUCCAAAGCAAAGUGACUAUUUUAUUGAAUUUCUAGACUACUCCAGAGUUAUAAAGCCUUCUCUGAACUUCAUAGCUACUCUAAAGGUGUCACGUUCUGAUAGCAACCAGCUGACAGCUGACGAGAGGCAGAAUCUUGUAACAAUCACUGCUCAACAGUCAGACCUGCUUUUCCAUCACUCUUCACUUUCUCAUCUGGAAAAUGAGGCAACAGAGGAGAGAAAUCUGACAGUCCAUGUCCUGAACUACACAGUCCCAGAAAAUGGAGUAAUUGAUGUUGAGUUUCCAAUCCUGUCUGAUACAAAAACUCUGAGAGUUCAGGCAGAGUUCCUCAGCAGUAAGACUGACAUAGGUGUUUAUGACGUGUUCAGUUCCCCCAGUCAGACUUAUCUCCAGGUUAAAACAAAGAGCCAGGAUAUAAAGGCUGGGAAGCCUUUUGAGCUGAGUAUUGCAAGCAACAAGCCAGUUAGAGAGUACCACUAUCUGGUAUUAUCUAAGGAACAAAUUAUGGCUUUUGGCACAAAGGCUACAGAAACAUUCUCUUUAACAGCAGAAAAUUCCUGGGCUCCUUUGAUAUCUAUACUUGUAUUCUAUGUAGAUGAGCUUGGAGUUGUUGUAAAUGAUGCUCUCACUGUCCCUAUCCAGCCUGCUUUGGAUGACAAGAUUAAAAUCUCUUGGAGCAAAGAUAAGGUCAAGCCAUCUGAGAAAGUCUCCCUUAAAAUCAGUACAACAGAGCCAGGAUCAGUAAUUGGACUUUCAGUUGUUGAUAGAAGUGCAAAGCUUCUGGGAGAAGGUAGUGACAUAACAGAAGAAUCUGUCCUCCAUGAGCUCAAUUUAUACAGCACAGUGCAGUAUUUCCCCCUGGUCAGAGGUUCUUCUGGUGUAUUUCAGAAAUGCAGCCUUUGGGUAUCAACUGAUGCAGUUCUUGAGGAGGAUAAGGAACAUUUUCUUUAUGGUGGAAUGAUACCUAUAGAGGAUGGUUUCGGUGAUGAUAUGCCGGUAUCUAAAAAUGGACCUCCUGAUUUCAGCAAUCUCUAUGUGAGGACACAUUUUCCAGAGACUUGGCUUUGGAUCGACACUGAAAUGAGAUCUGACACAGAAACCACAGUGGAUGCCAUUGUACCUGAUACCAUCACAUCCUGGGUAGCCAGUGCUUUUGUGAUCUCUGAAAACGGUGGGCUUGGAGUGACAACUGCCCCGGUGGAGCUAGAAGUUUUUCAACCUUUUUUCAUUUUCCUGAACCUUCCAUACUCCAUCAUCAGAGGAGAGCAGUUCAUUUUGGAAGUGAACAUCUUUAAUUAUUUGAAAGAAGAAGCUGAGGUUACUGUGAUCCUGGAUAUGAAUGAUGCUUUUGAAAUUAUUCUAACAUCCAAUGAAAUAAAUGCUACAGCAAAUCAACAGUCUAUAUCUGUACCAAGUGAAGAUGGGAAAACUGUUCAAUUUCCAAUCAAGCCAAAACAGCUGGGAGAGAUUCCUAUCAAAGUGACAGCAAUAUCAUCUGUUCCUUCUGAUGCUGUCAUCCAGAAAAUUUUAGUAAAGGCUGAAGGAUUGGAACAGACAUAUUCUCAGACAGUCCUUUUGGAUUUGACUGGGAAUAAACGACAAGUAGUGUCAAAAACUUUGGAAUUCACUUUUCCUUCGGAUGUUGUAAGUGACAGUGAGAGAGUGCAGGUCACUGCUGUUGGUGAUUUACUUGGGCCUUCUAUCCAUGGUUUGUCAUCAUUGAUUAAGAUGCCUUAUGGCUGUGGUGAACAGAAUAUGAUCAAUUUUGCUCCAAAUGUGUAUGUUUUGCAAUACUUGACUAAAACCAGGCAGUUGAAAGAGGAUAUUAGAUCAAAAGCUGUGUCGUUUCUGAGAAAAGGCUACCAAAGAGAGCUGCUUUUCCAGAGGGAUGAUGGCUCUUUUAGUGCCUUUGGAAAUGAAGAUCCCUCUGGGAGCACAUGGUUAUCAGCUUUUGUAUUGAGAUGUUUCCUUCAAGCUCGUCCAUUCUUAGAUAUUGACGAGGAUGUACUCAUGGAUACAGCUAAAUGGAUUGUCCGUCAUCAGAAAUUAAAUGGGGAGUUCCAGGAGCCUGGGAAAGUGUUACACAGUGAUCUUCAAGGAGGCACCAGUAAUCCAAUUACUCUCACAGCUUACAUCAUGUCAUCCCUCCUAGGGUUCCCAGAUAAACAGCAUGCUUAUGCCAUCAAGACUGCUACAAACUUUCUAGAAGAUAAAUUAGGUGAAGGCAUUUCAGAUAAUUACACAUUGGCACUUGUGACAUAUGCAUUGUCCUGGGCAAAAAGUACAAAAGCAAAGGAAGCACUGAAUAUGCUGAACCAGAGAGCAGAACACCAAGGAGAAUUUCGUUUCUGGGUAACACCUGCUUCUGAAAUUUCUGACUCAUGGCAGCCACGGUCCAUUGAUAUUGAACUUGCAGCAUACGCUCUGCUCUCUCACUUUCAUCAAGACAGAUUAGCUGAGGGGAUCCCUAUUAUGAAAUGGCUAAGUCAUCAAAGAAAUCACCUUGGGGGAUUUUCAUCUACUCAGGACACAGUGGUGGCUCUACAAGCCUUGAGUCUAUUUGCAGCUCUCACUGCAGCAAGCAAAACAGAAAUGGAUAUAACAGUGACAGCCCCUUCUUUGGAAGUGCCAGAAACAUUCUCAAUUGAUACUCGAAACCGUUUCCUGCUUCAGGCCAAGGAGAUUCCCCCUGCACAACAAAUGACAAUUACAGUGUCAGCGGAGGGAAUGGGAUUUGCUGUUUUUCAGCUCAAUGUUGUGUACAACACAAAACACACCGAUCAGAGGCUCAGAUCUGUCCAAAAUCAAGAAGCCUUUGACUUGAAUGUUGAUGUAAAGGAUGAUAGAGACGAUAAAAACCAUUUAACUUUGAAUGUGUGCACAAGGUACUUUGGCUCUGGCACGGCUUCCAGAAGUGGUAUGGUCCUCAUGGAGGUUGGCUUACUCAGUGGUUUCUCUCUGUCACCAGAUUUUGUUCCAUUAGACAAGACAGUUAAGAAGACGGAAAAAGACAAUGGAAAAGUCAACCUAUACUUAGACUCUCUAAACGAAACACAGGUUUGUGUGGAUAUUCCAGCUGUGAGAGACUUCAAGGUGGCAAAUAUCCAAGAUGCUUCAGUGACUGUAGUGGAUUACUAUGAACCUAGGAGAAGAGCAGUGAGAAGCUAUAAUUCAGAAGUAAUGCAAAGUAUAACCUCUUGUGACUUCUGUGAAAACGACUGCAACCUUUGCCACCGAGAUGGUUCUGCAGCCUUGCUUCAGCACUCUUCAUUGGCCUCCUUGUUCUGUGUGCUCUUUGUCCUUCAUGCAAACUUCCUGUGCAGUUGGGUGCUGUAAAAGGAAACCGAUUAUGUUUCACAUCUAAGGUUUCCAUAAAUUAUCCAAAGAAAAUUUUAUGUUCAGAUACCAGCCCGUCUUUAGUGAUUACCAUGACCAAACUCCUGCUGUGUUCAGGGAGAACUGGGCUGGCCCAUAUGGGAAAUUUCUGGCUGUGCCAGAAAACUUCUUUAAGUGUCUGCUGGGAAAACCUUUCCAAGUGGUAGUUUCAUACUGAACUUAUUUUCUGAAGAAGCACAGAAUUACUGAGAAAGCAGUGUGAUAAAAUGUAAACUUAGCUCCAUAUUCCCACUUUGUUUUUACCCCAGCUGUGCUUGUUUUUUAGGGAUGCAUGUUAGUUUACCAUGCUUUUCCAAAACACUAUCUGCUUCUCCAUUAGGGUAUUGAUAAGCAAUGAUAGGAGCUUGGUAUCAGAGCUCACUUUGUUCUGUUCUGAAGAUGUGACACUUAAAAUUAAUACUGAAUUUCUCUGUGUGCUCUCAUGGGACAUAAUAUGAAAAAAAAAAGGAGGAGCUGGCUUCAGAGCAGAUCCAAGAGCCAAAAAGUACUGCAUUUACAAACUGCUGAAUGCUCCAGAAAGUUGUCAGUCUUCUUUUUUUUUAAUAAUUAGAGAGAAGGUGGAUUUUUUUGUCAAUUCCUAAGCUAAUCCUGCUUGAAAAUAAGGCCUCAGGAUGUUCUCAUGCAUUUUACUCUGAAAGGCUUUUUACUGUAAAUGCAUCAGAGUGUUUUUCAGACUUCAUUUUUCCAGGGUUAUACAGAAACAAAUGCAAUUCUCCUUCCAUAUGAGAAUGCUGGUGUCAGCUGGCAUAUAUUUAUGGCCAGAUGAAGGAAGGUUGCUUUGAACGUGUUCUGGUUUUUGGAUGUCUUCUAGAAAUGUCACUCUGGGGCAUCAUUUUUGUCUUGCGCUUUCAGUGUCAUCUUGUCAACAGUUCGAGUGGCAUAAUCCCAAACAGUUGUUUACUGCUCUCAGUGCCAUGUGAGUUGGUGGCCCUGGAUGUGCACCCUGUUGCUGGUGGUGGGAGAGGCUUUUAGGAGGCAUGGGCUGCAUAAGCAUUCAGUCCAGCCAAACAAUUCACAUGCUUGCUUAACUUUAAGCGCAUCUAUGUGUGCUCAAGUGCUCUGCUGAAGUGGAAUGGAGGAGAGGGAUGGUGAAAAGUAGCAGGCAGUUUUACACCCAAACCUGCUCUUUGCACAUGGAGAGAAUUAGAGAUCUCUGUGGAUACGGAAAUGUGUGAGCUUGGGAGCUUAUUGCCCCUGAGUGAGUGUAUGAAUGCCUUCCCUGUCUGGCAGCCAAUCUGUCCUUCUUGAACACUAUCUGUAAUAUCUAAUGCUUACUUCUUUUUGAUAAAGCAGCCAAGCUGUUACACUCAUAGUUACUAAAAUGAAGUUAAUAGCUGUCAUGCUGACUAAAAGAGGUGGAAAUUAUAAUUUCUAUUGAUUUCCUUUCUUUCAUACUUUUUGAGACGGAGUGUGUUUUUGUGCACAUGUAAUAAUAUGGCAGCCACUUUCCUUGAGAAAUUUCUAAUUUUAUUCAAUUUUUGCUACUGCUUAAAAUGUAUAUUUUUGUAUUUGUGCUCAUCUAUAAUUGUUCACAAAGGAAAAUUUGCAUAGUAGCAUGGGAAGAGGCCUGAACUUCCUGAACUGCGAGUGCCUUCUAAUACCAAUGUAUAGAUUUUAACUGCAGAACUAGUUUAGAUGGGGUUAUUUGUUUUACUUCACCUGUUUUUGGAAUUUGCAAUGUUUUUCACAAACUUGGGGUUCUGUCCUAUUUCUCAGGCAGAGCUUAGGCCUCAUUAUUCAUGGCCCAUUCAAUGCUUUUUACUUGUCCUUGGUGUGUUUUGGAUUUAGCCUUUUGAGUAGUUAAUUAGUGCCUGAGCAGAGUGUGUGUGCUGCUCUAACCCACAUGAAGUAAUGUAUUUAUUGAAGCCAAACACACUGCUUAGUCAGUGAGCAGGGUCUCACCCUCUGUAAGCCAUGUAACUUGGUUAUGUGGGUCCAGAGCUAAGAGAAAUGAAGAUAACAGACUUAAAAAACAUCUCUGCAUCUCAAAUCCUUUAUUCAUUUAUGGGAGCCUAGAUCAAACUGUGCCAAGUGUAAGAUACGGAAAAAAUUCUCAUCUGAACUGGGAUGUGUUUUGCUGUGGGUUUGAUUUCUUGUGACCUAUGAAAGUUGGUCUUCUCUUGUCUUUGAGAACAGCAGACUUCACACGUCAUUUGCCUCCCUUUAAUAUAAUUUCAAGAGCCCAAAGCUCGCAUACUUCCAGCAGAGCUUCUAAUAGGCACAUUGGUACCUGAUUAAUCGUAGGAUAAAGGUGGAGAUAAAUUACUCCUUCGCAGUAGAUAGUAGGAAUAAAUUAGUUCUGUUUUGCAUGCAGUCCAAUAGUCCUGAAUAUUCUCCAAGAAAAACGGAUUUAAAUUGCUUAGUUGAGUUUUGGACAGUGCAGCUUUUACUAGUAUUCCCUUACAUUUGUUUUUGAGACAAACAACACAUGUUUUUAAAUGGCUUUUGGCUUCCUUGCACACUAUAUUAAGAACUAUCAGUCAUAAUGCACCAUGUCAGGGAAAUUGCUGGAGUCAGUGAAUAAACAUCCUCUUUUAUUUUACUUUUUUCUCUACAGCAGGCAUAUUAUGGCAGACAUCCAAAUCUGCAUCUGUAUCAAGCUAUUUUAAAAGAACAGUGUACAUUGUAUGACUUCAAACAAAUGUUUACACCAGGUGGCCUUUAACAUUCCUGCAUCAGUGCCUUCAGUCACUUUGCAAUAGUGGCUGGUGCUUUGAGUUGCAGAAAAUAAAAUUUAUGCUGUGUUGGCAGUGAAUGGAACAGCAGAAAUGGAAUAUUAUUUGGCAUAGUGACUUCUUUUCUUUCCUCAUCAUUGUGUGGGAACCUUUACACAAAUGCUCAGCAUAUAUAUUAUCCCCAUUGCUUCGUAACAUCCGUUUUGGAUGUUAGGGAGGCCAUGCUCACAGCGAAGUUAAUAGGAAAUCUUGUAGCAAAAAAUGUUUUUGAACUCUUUAGCAACAAGGUCUACAAGGAGCUUUAAGGAGUGAUGCUAAAAACAGUCAGGUAAAGGUGUUUUGUGGUGAAGCCUUCAUGUUGUAUUGCCUGAACAUUUCUGCUGUUUCAUUGAAAUCUGAAUGUGCUCUGGUACUUCCCAUGCCCUUUUCAGCCAUGUCAGAGGACAUGGUCUGUCCAGGGCUAGGACUGAGUCCAAAACUGAACUAUAAAGCAUUUUAACGGUAUUCCCCCCAAAUUCUACUUCUGCUGUCAUCCAUGAUCCUGGCUGAGAUUUCCUCUACAGGUUUUAAUGUGGGUGUCAUUUAGAGUUCAUCUAUACUAGAUGCUGUUUUACAGAACAGGGAAUGAGUGUUACUUAACAGGUUUAGAGCACUUCACAGUCUGCAUGCUGGGCCAGCUCUGUGGCUGGUUUGGUUCCCAGCAUGGCACCACCAUAGAAUCAUUUAUGUUGGAAAAGACCUUUAAAAUCAUUGGGUCCAAUCAUUAAGCUGGCAUUGCCAAGUCCACCACUAAACUGUGUCUCCAAGCGCCACAUCUAUAUGCCUUCUAAAUACCUCCAGGGAUGGUGACACCACUUCUUCCACUGGCAGCCUGUUAUGAUGCUUAACAGGGAAGAAAUUUUUCCUAAUAUUCAAUCUAGAACUCCCCUGGCACUAGUGUCAAACACAAGCAGUGCAGGUAUUCCCAGUUUGCUUCCAUACCACAUGCUCCCGUUCACAUCACAAGCAGGAGCUUGUGGCUUGUGCACAUCAGUGGCAUGAUAAAAGGGGGAAGUGCCAGACUGGUGCAGGAGAAGCAUGAGGGCCAGAUCCAGUGUUUAUA